GGGCUGCCAAACCCAAACAGUGUGUGGGAAUCGCGAAAAGGCGACGAACAGGUCACCGAAAGCGCAGCUGCGAGGCUGUUCUCCGCUGUUACGCCUCUCCUCGCCUAGUCCCCCACCGGCGCCCACCUCCCUACCACUCCUCCCGCACGACAGCUACUCCCCCGUUCACGCAUCCGCGCCGCCGCCGCCAAGUUCCAGUCCCGAUGCACCCGAAGCUCUCGCGGGCCGCCCGCAAACUCCUCUGCUGCGGCGGGGCCGCCUCCGGGGAGGACUUGUCUCAUGAAGGGAAUGGAUCAUUGAGGUGGGUAUUCUCAUUGAGGGAGCUUCGGUCAGCUACAAAUAGCUUCAAUUACGACAACAAGAUUGGAGAGGGGCCUCUUGGGAGUGUGUAUUGGGGACAAGUCUGGGAUGGCUCUCAGAUUGCUGUUAAGAGGUUGAAGAAUGCAAAAAAUGGCACAGAAAUGGAAUUUGCUUCAGAAGUUGAGAUUUUGGGAAGAAUAAGACAUAAAAACCUCCUUAGUGUACGUGGAUAUUGUGCGGAUGGACCUGAACGUAUUCUGGUGUAUGAUUAUAUGGCAAACUCAAGUCUCUAUGCACAUCUUCAUGGAACACAUUGUGCGGAGUGCCUCCUUGACUGGCGAAGGAGGGCAUCUAUUGCCAUUGGCGCUGCUCGGGCUCUAUUAUACCUUCACCACCAUGCGACACCUCAGAUAAUCCAUGGGAGCAUCAAGGCCACCAAUGUUCUACUGGAUUCAGACUUUGAGGCACAUGUUGGUGACUUUGGUCUGAUAAGGCUUAUUCCUGAUGGGAUGGACCAUGAAAAGAUAACCAGUGAAAACCAACGAGGCUAUCUUGCUCCUGAGUACAUUAUGUUUGGCAAACCAACGGCAGGUUGUGAUGUAUACAGCUUUGGAAUAAUUCUAUUGGAGCUUGCUAGUGGCAAAAGGCCAAUAGAAAAGUCGGGCUCUGUUAAGACAUAUGGAAUUCGAAACUGGGUGCUCCCGUUGGCAAAGGAGGGUAGAUAUGAUGAAAUCGCGGACUCAAAACUCAGUGAUAAGUAUUCAGAAUCUGAACUGAAAAGAAUGGUGUUAAUUGGGCUAGCAUGCACACAUUCAGAACCUGAAAAAAGACCGACAAUGCUAGAAGUUGUGCCCUUGCUGAAAGGCGAAUUGAAAGAGAUGCUUCUGAAGCUUGAAAAAGAUGAGUUGUUCAGACCAGACUUGACCGUGAGUUCCCACGGAACAUCAACUCCAGAAGGGCGCACAGACUCUGUGCGUAAGAAAGAUCAAGAAUUGGUUGGGGCGUGACGGCACCGUAGGCAAUGGUAUAAUGCAUAUUUGCGGCACUGCUGCUUGAUUUGUGUGGUUUGACAUAAAUGAAAAUGUACAGGCAUUGUUAUUUGUGGGUUGGCUUCUUUUUUUCUUUUUCUUUUGAGAGGGUAAGAAAGAGUGAGAUGAAGGUAGCUGUUCUGUGAAGUGCUUUUUGUGUGCACUGCAUAGAAGAUACAUAUGUUUCCCAGAUGUUUGCGUAUGUUUGAUCAUGGUUUCCUUAUAUAUUUUAAUUCUUUCAGAAUACCACUCCUUUUA
Molecule: messenger RNA, 1586 nt
Organism: Phragmites australis (common reed)
Lineage: Eukaryota; Viridiplantae; Streptophyta; Magnoliopsida; Poales; Poaceae
Product: PTI1-like tyrosine-protein kinase At3g15890
Exons: 4
Coding region: 204-1307 (367 amino acids)
Biological process (GO): protein phosphorylation
Cellular component (GO): plasma membrane
Molecular function (GO): protein kinase activity; ATP binding
Source: RefSeq, a predicted model, not a curated record